AUGAAUCGCCACCACGAUCCUAACCCGUUCGAUGAAGAAGAAGUCAAUCCGUUUUCGAACGGAGGUGCUGUUGCUCCUGCACGACCACUGGCGUCCGAACCUCUGGGAUUUGGGCAGAAACAUGAUGCUACAGUGGAUAUACCUCUGGAUACAAUGAAUGAGCCCAAGAAAAAAGAGAAGGAGCUUGCAGCUUGGGAAGCUGAUCUUAAAAGAAGGGAAAAGGACAUAAAGCGAAGGGAAGAUGCUAUUUCCCAAGCUGGUGUUACUGUAGACAAUAAGAAUUGGCCACCAAUUUUCCCAAUCAUACAUCAUGAUAUAGCUAAUGAGAUACCAGUUCAUGCUCAAAGGCUGCAAUAUCUUGCAUUUGCAAGUUGGCUAGGCAUUGUUCUUUGUCUUGUUUAUAAUGUUAUUGCAGUGAUUGUCUGUUGGAUUCAAGGCGGGGGUGUUAAAAUUUUUUUCCUUGCUAUAAUCUACAUGUUGCUUGGAUGUCCUCUUUCAUAUGUUUUGUGGUACAGACCUCUAUAUCGAGCAAUGAGGACAGAUAGUGCUUUGAAUUUUGGUUGGUUUUUCAUGUUUUACUUGCUCCACCUUGGGUUUUGCAUAUUUGCUGCAAUAGCUCCUCCUGUUGUCUUUCAUGGGAAGUCAUUGACCGGUGUCCUGGCGGCCUUCGAUGUUAUCUCUAAUCAUUUGGUGGCAGGGAUUUUCUACUUUGUUGGCUUUGGGCUGUUUUGCUUGGAGUCGCUGUUAAGCCUGUGGGUUCUUCAGAAAAUAUACUUGUACUUUAGGGGCAACAAGUGAGAGAUUGAAUUGAGGCUUGGGCUCCUAGUUGGAUUUUUUGGUGAUGCCGCGUCUCAUGGUAGUUUUAGUAUAUAUAUAUAUUUUUACACAUUAUAUUGUGUUUAUCAUUUUAUAAUUGUUGUUUGCAUCGAUACAAUGGGUUUGUAUGCUGAGUAGAUUCUAGGAAAUUACUGUGUCACUGCCUUCUGAGAGUGGUCUUUAAUUAAUUUCCAAAUUCUUUUACCACACCAA
Messenger RNA from Theobroma umbraticum, 1029 nucleotides. RefSeq names its product SCAMP family protein (gene SCAMP5). NCBI's taxonomy places the organism in Eukaryota, Viridiplantae, Streptophyta, Magnoliopsida, Malvales, Malvaceae. Gene Ontology annotation, biological process: protein transport. Gene Ontology annotation, cellular component: recycling endosome membrane; trans-Golgi network membrane. The record is from RefSeq and is a predicted model, not a curated record.